Oryza sativa Japonica Group (Japanese rice) is the source of this 2941-nucleotide messenger RNA. RefSeq names its product endo-1,4-beta-xylanase 1. Lineage: Eukaryota; Viridiplantae; Streptophyta; Magnoliopsida; Poales; Poaceae. Gene Ontology annotation, molecular function: hydrolase activity, hydrolyzing O-glycosyl compounds. Gene Ontology annotation, biological process: carbohydrate metabolic process. The record is from RefSeq and is a predicted model, not a curated record.
CAAUGUUGUAAACAUGUACAUUUCCAUUGCGUAUUUUCGUAGCAAAGAGAGUAUCAUGCGAUCGAUUCAAACAAAGAUUCGAGAAGGAUCCAUGUUCAUAUGGACCUGCGGCUAUGAAGUACAAAGUUCCUUCAUUGGAUUGACAGCCACACGAUCCGUCACCAAACCUCACGUUUUAGUAGCCGAUGUUUGUGUCUUGAAGCUUCGUACUUCCACUCCCUACGCCUAAUUGAUCCUCCAUUAUCGUCGUCGUCGUCGUCGUAGUCAUGUCGUGGGGCGGCUGCCUGCCUGCAACUUGGAUACGCCGCCGUCGCACUCUCCUCUCCUCUUAUCCCAAGUUCUCAAUUCCGGCUAGCUCUAGGCGCCCUCUGCUUAAUUACCGGUAAAUUAAUUAGCAAACACAGUAGCAUGAUGAGAUUAGCAGUACAUGACGAGUUCAGUCCUCCUAACGAACAGUGCUAAAAAAACGAGAGAUUAUCGUGGACAGAAAAAGUCCAUGUCGAAUCUAAUCUCCGAUUGGUUUGUGCCCUAAUGAUUCCACGUUUGGCGUUACCGGCGACUAAACAAAUCGCUUUUAGUUGUCUCUUCCCAAAGCCAAGAAAAGCACGGACCCGGCCUUGACACAUGCUUGGAUGUGCCGGUAAUGAUGCUUACUAAAAAGAACACCUUAUCUCAAAGCACCCCCCUCUGACAUGUGGGGCACGUCUCAUGUGGGUCCCACUUUGCCAGUCACACAGCUCCCUGGACCCAACGAGACGGCCACGCAUGCAAUUGCAGCCUUGCUUGCCCAAGCUUUACUGUUACUCAAACGCAGCAAAGCCAGAGAGAGAAGGAGAAGCAGAGGUCGUCGUCUCUCGCUGUGGUGGUGGUUGCUUCGAGUUUGCACAAUAUUUUUGGCGGUCGGUACGCUUUAGAACUAUGUCGCAAUGAUUUUGACGGCCGACCGAUCGGACCUUUAUAUACGGUCUCGUCCGAUCGCCGUGACUCGCCACCGCAAAUCACCAAUCCACGGCGAACAAGUCGUUCCAGACUCCGGCGAUCACCUGCUCCUGCUGCCACGAUCAUGGCCUGCACCAAGGGGGUGGUUUUCGACGUGAACCUGCUCGAGAACAGCACGCUGGAGGACGGGCUCGCCGGCUGGGCGGCGGUCGGCGAGUGCACGGCGCUGUCCGUGCACAAUGAGGAGCCGGAGAAGGUGCCGACCGAGACCAUCAACACGGUGGCCGACGACUACAAGCCCAGCGGCCGGUACAUCCUCGCGGCGGGCCGCGCCGGCGAGGAGGACGGGCUGCGCCGGGCGGUGGCCGGCGCGCUCAAGCCCCGCGUCACGUACCGCGUGGCCGGGUGGAUCAGCCUCGGCGACGGCGCCGAGGGGAGCCACCCGGUGCGCGUCAACCUCCGCCUCGACGACGACGACGAGUGCGUCGUCGAGGGCGGCGCGGUGUGCGCCCAGGCCGGCAGGUGGACGGAGAUCAAGGGCGCGUUCCGGCUCAAGGCGAGCCCGUGCGGCGCGACGGUGUUCGUCCAGGGCGCGCCCGACGGCGUCGACGUGAAGGUGAUGGAUCUCCAAAUCUUCGCCACGGAUCGCAGGGCACGGUUCAGGAAACUCAGGAAGAAGACUGACAAGGUGCGGAAGCGGGACGUCGUUCUCAAGUUCGGUGGGGCGGGGAGCAUAUCGGGGGCGUCCGUACGCGUGAUGCAGAUGGACAGCAGCUUCCCGUUCGGGGCGUGCAUCAAUGGCGGGGUGAUCCAGAACCCGGCGUUCGUGGACUUCUUCACGAAGCACUUCGACUGGGCGGUGUUCGAGAACGAGCUCAAGUGGUACUGGACGGAGGCGCAGCAGGGGCAGCUCAACUACGCCGACGCCGACGCGCUGCUCGACUUCUGCGACCGCUACGGCAAGCCGGUGCGCGGGCACUGCAUCUUCUGGGCCGUCGACAACGUGGUGCAGCAGUGGAUCAAGGGGCUCGACCACGACCAGCUGACGGCCGCCGUGCAGGGCCGCCUCACCGGCCUCCUCACCCGCUACGCCGGCAGGUUCCCGCACUACGACGUCAACAACGAGAUGCUCCACGGCAGCUUCUACCAGGACCGCCUCGGCGACGACAUCAACGCCUUCAUGUUCCGGGAGACGGCGCGCCUCGACCCGGGCGCCACGCUCUUCGUCAACGACUACAACGUCGAGGGCGGCAACGACCCCAACGCCACGCCGGAGAAGUACAUCGAGCAGAUCACCGCGCUGCAGCAGAAGGGCGCGGCCGUCGGCGGCAUCGGCCUCCAGGGCCACGUCACCAACCCCGUCGGGGAGGUCAUCUGCGACGCGCUCGACAAGCUCGCCACCACCGACCUCCCCGUCUGGCUCACCGAGCUCGACGUCUGCGAGUCUGACGUCGACCUCCGCGCCGACGACCUCGAGGUGGUGCUCCGGGAGGCGUACGCGCACCCGGCCGUCGAGGGCGUCAUGUUCUGGGGUUUCAUGCAGGGCCACAUGUGGCGCCAGGACGCCUGCCUCGUCAACUCCGACGGCACCGUCAACGACGCCGGCGAGAGGUUCAUAGAUCUCCGGCGGGAGUGGACGUCGCACGCGCGCGGCCACAUCGACGGCGACGGCCACUUCAAGUUCAGGGGCUUCCACGGCACGUACGUCGUGCAGCUCGCGACGGCGACGGGGAAGAUGCACAAGACGUUCACCGUGGAGAAGGGGGACACCCCUCUUGUGCUGGAUAUGGACGUCUGACGAUUACUUCCAUUAUUUUAUACUCCAUACAGUUUAUACUGAUGAUUAUUUGAUCGAACAGAGGGCAAAGCAACUUUUACCUCGAUCACAUACAACAACUACAAUUUUACAUUUUCAACUAUUGUAUGAGAAAAGUAAGGUAUUGUACUGGUUAAAGUUAAUUAAGAAAUAAAGUAAAAACGGGCUAUUCCUCGUUUUAUAGUA